GUAGUAGGCGUAUUAAAACUUCAAUCUGUUUGACAGUAUAACAAAUUUCGGACCAUGUAAUUCUAAAUUCUUUGUGUAGUUUUCCCUAAAUUAUUCAAAAUUGUAUAAAUAUGACUAAUCAACGUGAAAGCGGACUUCUUUCCGGUAUACAAGCCGUACGUUUGUUCUGGUCGGUUCACAACCAGAGGCGCCGAUCAAGUCAACUGACACAAUUGGCCCGCAGCCAAAACUCAUCCUCGGAUGACAACCGCUCCGGUGCGGAAUCGCUCACGUCCGAAAGCGAGUCUGACUAUAAUGCGCUUCAGUUUUGUCGCAUCUGUCGCCUGAGCGACGACCAGCUGUUAGAGAACGUGUGUGACUGCAAGGGAACGGUUGGCCAAAUCCACGAGCGCUGCCUCCGGAUGUGGACCAUCUAUAAGCGCAGCCAGACAUGCGAAAUUUGCCAGUCCAAGUACCGGUGGACCUUCGAGCGAAAUCUGUUGGUGAAAUUGAGCAAAUGGUCACUGGUGUGGAAUUUCUUCCAGCGGAAAUACUUCUGGGUGCUGUUGCGAGACUUUCUAAAUUUCAUGGUGUUUUUCGGGAUAUCAGCAGUGCAGAAUGCGAAAAUUAUAGAAAUGGUUCAAGAUGACGAUCGACCAUUGAUGUUGCCAUUUGCGUUGGUCGGUGCAUCACUGUAUGAUUUAUACUUCAGUCGAUGGAUUAUGAGCCGAUCUCUAAAGGCUUUCAAUCUGGUACGAGAAUAUUGGAUAUUGGCAAACGAUGAUGAGUUUUUGGGAUAUUUUGACGAGCAGUAUGCAGUUUUCGGGGAAAAUCAAAGUGAAAUAGAAAAUAUGCUUCUGGCGGAGUAUGAUGCACCGGAUUGAACAGAAUAAAUUGCUGCAUGUAUGAUUAGCAGGAAUAUUGUUUUAUAUGUCCUAUUCAGAC
Messenger RNA from Armigeres subalbatus, 924 nucleotides. RefSeq lists its product as uncharacterized. Bases 111 to 863 code for a protein of 250 amino acids. The record is from RefSeq and is a predicted model, not a curated record. NCBI's taxonomy places the organism in Eukaryota, Metazoa, Arthropoda, Insecta, Diptera, Culicidae. Gene Ontology annotation, molecular function: zinc ion binding; ubiquitin-protein transferase activity. The transcript has 3 exons. Gene Ontology annotation, biological process: protein ubiquitination.